AUGGACCUGCCUCUUAGAGCCCCAACAAAGAUGACAGUGCAAGAUGCUCCUGGUGCUUUUCCUACCGUGAAUGUCCCAGACCAUGCCCAUUAUACAAUUGGAGCAGUCAUUCUUAUAGUGGGGAUCACAGGAACUCUGGGUAAUUUCCUGGUCAUCUAUGCUUUCUGCAGGAGUAGGAGCCUUCAGACUCCAGCCAACAUAUUCAUCAUCAAUCUAGCUAUUAGUGACUUCCUGAUGUCCAUUACGCAGUCUCCAGUUUUUUUCACCAACAGCCUCCGCAAACGCUGGAUUUUUGGUGAGAAAGGCUGUGAGCUGUAUGCCUUCUGCGGAGCUCUUUUUGGCAUUACAUCUAUGAUCACUUUGAUGGUGAUUGCCUUGGACAGAUAUUUUGUCAUCACAAAACCGCUGGCUUCUGUUGGAGUGACAUCUAAGAAGAAGGCCCUAAUAAUCCUGGUAGGAGUCUGGCUGUACUCUUUGGCUUGGAGCCUCCCGCCCUUCUUUGGAUGGAGUGCAUAUGUUCCCGAGGGUCUGCUGACUUCCUGUUCCUGGGACUACAUGACGUUCACACCAUCAGUCCGUGCCUACACGAUGUUGCUUUUCUGCUUUGUCUUUUUCAUUCCUUUGAUUGCUAUCAUAUACAGCUAUGUCUUUAUAUUUGAAGCUAUCAAGAAGGCCAACAAGUCUAUUCAGAUGUUUGGAAGCAAACAUGGAAAUAAAGAGUUCCAGAAACAGUAUCAGAGGAUGAAAAAUGAGUGGAAGAUGGCCAAAAUUGCACUGAUUGUCAUCUUGCUUUAUGUCAUUUCCUGGUCACCAUACUCUGUUGUUGCUCUGGUAGCCUUUGCUGGGUAUUCCCACGUCCUAACACCCUACAUGAACUCCAUACCAGCUGUGAUUGCCAAAGCUUCUGUCAUCCAUAACCCCAUCAUUUAUGCCAUUAGUCACCCAAAAUACAGAACAGCCAUUGCAACAUAUGUUCCUUGCCUUGGACCCCUGCUGAGAGUUUCUCCUAAAGACUCACGGUCUUUCAGCAGUUAUGCCUCCUCCAGACGAGCGACCAUAACCAGCCAGUCUUCUGAGAUAAGUGGGCUACAGAAAGGAAAAAGGCGACUGUCUUCUCUCUCUGACAGUGAAUCAGGCUGUACUGACACAGAAACUGAUACCCCCACUAUGUUCUCCAGACUUGCUAGCAGACAGAUUUCCUAUGAAACGGGGAAAGACACAACUCAAACUAGUGACAUAAGGGCCAAACCUAAACGGAAGAGCCACGAUUCUGGGAUUUCUGGGAAGACACCUGUAGAUGCUGAUGAUAUAUCUAUGGUGGAAUUGAAUGUCACAGAGUACACUGCUACACCUACUAGAGGUGAGAGCCUGAAUGGUAUUGGACAAAGAAAAGGAGAGUCUCACCACAGACCAUCUGCAGCCCAGAUACCCAGCAUUACAAUAACAUACAGCAAUGUCCAAGGAGUAAAGCUGCCUUCUGGAUACAACUCUGGUUUCCUGUACCCUAAGAUCAACAGUCACAAGUGUAACAAGAAGUCCAAUGGCUAA
Molecule: messenger RNA, 1548 nt
Organism: Chroicocephalus ridibundus (black-headed gull)
Lineage: Eukaryota; Metazoa; Chordata; Aves; Charadriiformes; Laridae
Gene: OPN4
Product: opsin 4
Exons: 11
Coding region: 1-1548 (515 amino acids)
Biological process (GO): cellular response to light stimulus; visual perception; G protein-coupled receptor signaling pathway
Cellular component (GO): plasma membrane
Molecular function (GO): G protein-coupled photoreceptor activity
Source: RefSeq, a predicted model, not a curated record